This is a messenger RNA of Perognathus longimembris pacificus (Pacific pocket mouse), 2114 nucleotides long. RefSeq names its product chromosome 25 C5orf15 homolog (gene C25H5orf15). The transcript is spliced from 3 exons. NCBI's taxonomy places the organism in Eukaryota, Metazoa, Chordata, Mammalia, Rodentia, Heteromyidae. Bases 41 to 826 code for a protein of 261 amino acids. The record is from RefSeq and is a predicted model, not a curated record.
AGAACCUAGCAACCGCGCAGGUUCCUCGGCUGAUUCCGUUAUGGCGGCUGCCGCCCUGGGAGAAAUGAGAGCGGCCGUGUCAGCGAGCCUGCUGUCGAGGCUGGGUAUCCGGGUCCCCGGCGGGCUGGCGGGGCCGCUCGUGCUGGCGCUCCUGCUGGCUUCUGCCGCGUCCACUGGAACAGAUCCACUUGGCCAAACUGUACAAAAUACAGAAACAGGUUCUUCAAACGUGACUCUUGUGUCACAGAAAAACCAAACCAAACUUUCUGCUUUUCAAAUCAGUGCCACUCUCCCUCCCACAACUAGUACCGGGAAAAGUAGAGGAACAUCUGUCGCUCCCCGGCCCUCACCCACCACCUCGGUGUCCCAAGAGGAGGCUGAGAACAAUGAACAUCCUAGCAUGGAGGAGGAGGAUCUUCUCACAUUGAAUAGUUCUCCAUCCACAGCCAAAGACUCAAUGGACAAUGGAGAUUAUGGAGAACCUGACUAUGACUGGACCACCAGCCCCCGGGACGAUGAGCCUGAUGAGACUUUGGAAGAAAACAGGAGUUAUAUGGAAAUUGAACAGUCAGUGAAAUCUUUCAAGGCCCCGUCCUCAGAAGUAGAAGAGGAAGAUAGCCACUUCUUUUUCCACCUUAUUAUUUUCGCUUUUUGUAUUGCUGUUGUUUAUGUUACAUAUCACAACAAAAGGAAGAUUUACCUUCUAGUUCAAAGCAGGAAAUGGCGGGAUGGCCUUUGUUCCAAAACCGUGGAAUAUCAUCGUCUAGACCAGAAUGUUAAUGAGGCUAUGCCUUCUCUAAAGAUUACCAAUGAUUAUAUUUUUUAAAGCACUGUGACUUGAGUUAGCUUAUUAUGUCAUUUUAUUUGCUUGACUUUUUAUAUAUGAUAUUGUGCAGAUGUUUGCCACAGGCAUUUGGUACUUAAAUGAGAGGUAGAUCUCUCUUUUGCCUUGGUGCUUUGGAAAUUAAAUGUCACAAAGAGUAUACACUUUUGUAUCUAUACUUUUAGAGCUGAAUUAAUCAGGUGUCCAAACUAUGAGUUAAGCAUCACCUUAUAUUUACAGUUUUUAUUUUUUUCAUUUAUUGUUCUUCUGGAACUAAUACUACUUGUAAAAGAUCCCAAACUUAAAAAAGAAUUCUAACAUAUCUAAUACUGCUGAUUCAGAUCUCCUCUUUGCCAUCCAAAUGCUAUUUUUUAAAGCACUUAUUUCUUAUUGGUCCCACACUGUUAAGUACUAGGGUAUUAUGUGUGAUAAUGUUUUGCAUUAAAGUAACACUUGUUUUUCUCUCAAGAGAACUUCUCUGCAUAUUUUUAGGCAAUUAAAUCACAAGACAGUGAUCCUAUUCAAUCUGAUCACAGUUUUAGGCAACUCAUUAAAUACAUCAGAAUGUAAUUUGCAAUGAACAUACGAUAAAAUGUCAUAUAGAUAGUUUUUGGUUUGAAAUACUGAGUUAAAUUUAGAGGUAGAAACUGUGAUAAAGAACUAAAUGUGUGAAGUUAAUUUUAGCGGUUCAUUGUAGCACUGGUCCCAAGGUUUCAGGCAACAGGAAGAGUUAUAUUUGUUCACUUUCUUAUUGUAUAAUGUUUGGAUAAAUCAUAUAGGUCAUUAUCAUUUAAAUAAUAUUAUAUGCAGGUCUUUGAAAUUAAAAUUACUGGAAGUUGUUUGUAUACUUAAAGGAUAUAGGUAUGUAUAUACAUUGUACAUGUAUGUAUGCAUUGUAUAUACAUAUGUAUGUACAAUGACCUUCCCAUGCCCUGUCUUAUUUGUUGUUUACAGCAACUGGAAAUUAUUUACUGUAUUUCAUCUUAGUUUGUGUUUCUAUCAUAAAGGAUUGAUCAGUAUGUAAAUAUGUGAUUUGAACCCUGUUGUCAUGGAAACCUAAUCUUGACUGAGUGCUAACCAAAGCCCAAGUGAGCCAGUGGUCACAGCUUUGGGUAGAGCUGGAGAGGCAGUGCUGACCACCCUCCUCUCCGGUGGACAAGUGACUCUCAAUAAGGAAAGCACAAUGGAUAUACACCUGAACUGUUUUAUUGCAGUUUUUUCAUAUCUGAAAUUGUAUUAUUUAAUAUUUUGAAUAAGAUUUUAAAAAAUAAAUGGCAAAGGUAUAAAUCAA